GGCGCGGCUGUCUGCAGCCGCAUCCCUGGAUUGGCGAAAAGUCAACGCGAGCAGUGCAGAAAAGCGCCGCACACGAUGCCGGCGGUGGGCGAAGGCGCCGCAUUGGGUCUGCGCGAGUGCCGGCACCAGUUCCGACAUCACCGUUGGAACUGUUCCCACGUAUCCAACGAUCAGGUCUUCGGCCACGUGGUGGUAGUGGGUAGCAAAGAGGCGGCUUUUACGUACGCAAUAAGCUCGGCCGGCGUCACAUACGCAGUGACAGCAGCUUGCAGCCGUGGCAACAUCACAGCUUGCGGUUGUGAACCGGCUGUAAGGACGAGGAAGGAAUUACCGCCGAACGGUUGGGAGUGGGGCGGUUGCAGCGCCGACGUCACGUACGGGAUGAGGUUCGCGCGUAGGUUUCUGGAUGCGAGAGAGAUCGAAGGCGAUGCCCGGAGCCUGAUGAACCUUCACAAUAAUAAAGCCGGAAGAAAGAUAGUCAAGGCUCUUCUACAAACGGAAUGCAAAUGUCACGGUGUAUCCGGAUCUUGCACUGUAAGAACGUGUUGGCGAACGUUACCCAGUUUUCGUCAAAUUGGCGAUGCGCUUAUGAAAAAAUACAGGAGAGCUAAACCUGUCAUGGCCAUUACACCACCUCCCCCACCCACAGUUCAGACCCUGGAUGCAAUGUCGCAUUCAAUGUUACCGGAAAUGGUGCCCAUAUUGGGAAACGACGCCAAAACGCAAGGCAAGCCGAACGAUCUCGCCAAAUCGCGGCACAAUCGACAGCCACUGUUGAAGAAAAUCAACAAGUCUAAGAAGUACUUAGUACUUUCGACACAGAAACGGUCGAAAGACAAAGAUGGUAGCCCGACUAUAAGCUCGAUUAUAAACCCGAAAAGAAUUCCAAAAAGAAGCGAGCUAGUUUAUCUUCAACCCUCCCCCAAUUACUGUGAGCCGAAUUUGGCGCAAGGUAGCCUCGGUACGCAGGGCAGAUAUUGCAACCGUACUAGCACAGAAACCGAUGGAUGCGAUUUAAUGUGCUGCGGUCGCGGCUACAAUACACAUCAAUUCACGAGAACGUGGCAAUGCAGAUGCAAGUUUCACUGGUGUUGCCGCGUACACUGCGAGACUUGCAUGGAACGCACCGAGGAAUAUACAUGCAAAUAAUACUAUUAUCAGCGUACAAUGUGUAUAUAGAUUUGCGAAAUAGUACAUGUAAUUAUAUAAAUGUUAGACUUUAUCUUCAAGAGUAAAAGAAACAAA
Trachymyrmex cornetzi is the source of this 1245-nucleotide messenger RNA. RefSeq names its product protein Wnt-7b. Gene Ontology annotation, biological process: canonical Wnt signaling pathway; neuron differentiation; multicellular organism development. Gene Ontology annotation, cellular component: extracellular region. The transcript is spliced from 7 exons. Bases 76 to 1149 code for a protein of 357 amino acids. Gene Ontology annotation, molecular function: frizzled binding; cytokine activity. Lineage: Eukaryota; Metazoa; Arthropoda; Insecta; Hymenoptera; Formicidae. The record is from RefSeq and is a predicted model, not a curated record.